CGGAAGUUAUUUUCUGUCCUUCUCAAACUUCGCAUUAACAGCAAGCUAGCGAUCUGUUUAGCUAACAUCAUCACAGUUUAUCCUUCCAUUUCGUCGCUAAAGUUAGCUUUUAUUUCCAAUUAAGAAUGUCAGAAAGAAAAGUGUUAAACAAAUACUACCCGCCAGACUUCGACCCGGCUAAAAUACCCAAACUUAAGCUCCCUAAAGACCGGCAGUAUGUGGUCCGGCUGAUGGCUCCCUUCAACAUGAGGUGUAAGACUUGUGGGGAGUACAUUUACAAGGGGAAGAAGUUCAACGCCCGUAAGGAGACUGUGAUGAAUGAGCUCUACAUGGGACUGCCCAUCUUCCGCUUCUACAUCAAGUGUACAAGAUGCCUGGCUGAGAUCACCUUUAAGACUGAUCCGGAGAACACAGACUAUGCCAUGGAACACGGWGCCACAAGGAACUUCCAGGCGGAGAAACUUCUAGAGGAGGAAGAGAAGAAGAUAACUAAGGACAGGGAGGAGGAAGAGUUGAACAACCCUAUGAAGGUGUUGGAGAACCGUACACGGGACUCUAAGAUGGAGAUGGAGGUUCUGGAGAAUCUUCAGGAGCUCAAGGAGUUGAACCAGAGACAGGCUUCGGUGGACUUCGAAGGAAUGCUGGGAACAUACAAAGAGCUGGAGCAGAGGACCAAAGAGCAGGAGAAGGAGGAGGACGAGAGGGAGACGCGGGAGAUGCUAGAGAGAGCUCUAGUGAAGAGGUUAAGAGACUCCGACUCUGACUCUGACCAGGAGAGCGAGAGCAGCAGCAGACCAAAGAAACCCAGCACAGACAGACCUACUGACAUCCUCACCACAGACAGACUCACUGACCCACAGGGCCUGUCAGUGGGGGGGGUGAAGAAGGCUAAGGUGGAGAGCUGGGAGAGAAGUGUGGGGGGGCUGGGAGGUGGAGGGGUACUGGGAACACUGGUGGUGAGGAAGAAACCAGCGACCUCUGUUCCCAAACCUGGUACCACAGUAACUCCUGCAGGCUCUAACACACAGACAGUUUCAAAGGCAGCUGCUACUGUACCGACGGAGGCUACUAAGCCAAUCACAGCACAGAAUGGGUCGUUGUCGCUCAGCCUCCUGGGGGUGUAUUCCGACAGUGAUGACAGCAACAACAGUGAAUGAGAGAAAGGCUGGCGAUGCUUUGGCUAAUCAAAAUGCUCAGUCAGUGUCUGAACUUUGUGAUAUGGAAAUAUGUUGAUAUGUUGUUGGGCAAUUCACCUCUUCCACACAACCCAGAACAGUUUUGGAUUUUCAAGAUCACAACACAAGGAUGGUUAUUAGGUGUAAGAAAGGGGUAAGCAAUUUGAUGCCUGUGAUGAUUUAAAACUACUGUAUUUGUUUCAGGGUAUAUAGGAGAGUUAAAGGGCUGAAUUGUAUCAUUCUGCUUUGUGACCCCUACCCCAAUGUAAUUCGUUUUCACCUGUGAUUUUAGAAAAUAUAUUUUGAAAUGUCCAUCUACCAACUACCCUCCUCCAACUUUGUAAAGGUGUAAGUCAUGUUUUGGCUUUUCAUUAAAUACUUAUUUUCCUCUAAA
Molecule: messenger RNA, 1569 nt
Organism: Salvelinus sp. IW2-2015
Lineage: Eukaryota; Metazoa; Chordata; Actinopteri; Salmoniformes; Salmonidae
Gene: yju2
Product: YJU2 splicing factor homolog
Biological process (GO): mRNA splicing, via spliceosome
Cellular component (GO): U2-type catalytic step 1 spliceosome
Source: RefSeq, a predicted model, not a curated record